Messenger RNA from Telopea speciosissima, 1536 nucleotides. RefSeq names its product pentatricopeptide repeat-containing protein At3g29230-like. Gene Ontology annotation, biological process: RNA modification. The transcript has a single exon. The record is from RefSeq and is a predicted model, not a curated record. Gene Ontology annotation, molecular function: RNA binding; protein binding. The coding region runs from base 1 to 1536 and encodes 511 amino acids. NCBI's taxonomy places the organism in Eukaryota, Viridiplantae, Streptophyta, Magnoliopsida, Proteales, Proteaceae.
AUGGGCUACGCCAGGUCCAUAUUCAACCGGGAUAUGAAACCAAAUUCUUUCGCUUACAACGUAAUGAUCAGAGGAUAUGCUCAGAGUAACCAACCAGAGGAAGCGCUCUCUUUGUUCUACGAGAUGGUCUGUGAUGGGGAUUCAACCCCCAACUCCCUAACUUUUCCUUUUGUUUUGAAGGCAUGUUCCAAGUUAAACGCCAUUGAAGAAGGACGAGAGGUUCAUGGGCAACUCUUUAAAUAUGGAUUGGGUGGAGACCUGUUCGUGCAGAAUGGCUUAAUCACGUUAUACUCCUGUUGUGGUUCUGUCGACCUUGCAGUUCAAGUGUUUGAGAAGAUACCUCAACCCGACAUAGUUUCAUGGAAUUCGAUCAUUUCUGGCAUGGUCGAUUCGGGUUCUGUGGAAGAAGCGCAUUCGAUGUUUAAUAGAAUGCCCAACGGAAAUGCCGUUUCUUGGAAUUGUCUGAUCGAUGGGUAUGCCAAGUCAGUGUCCUUAGAAAAGGCACGGUGGUUGUUUGAUCAGAUGGAGAGGAAGAAUUCGAUCACUUGGAACAUUAUGAUCGGUGGGUAUGUCAUUGCAGGCCUUAUGGAAGAUGCCCGUAAGCUGUUUGUUCGAAUGCCUCUUCAGUUGAAGGAUUUGGGUACUUUCAAACUGAUGAUUGAUGGUUACACAAAGGAAGGUUCAUACGCAGAGGUGUUGGAGGUGUUUCAAGAGAUGCAGAAGUUGAAAAUCAAACCUGACAAAUUUACAAUCGUUAAUGCACUUUCGGCAUGUUCUUGUGUAGCAGCAUUGGAGCAAGGUGAAUGGAUCCAUGCCUAUGUAGACAAGAACGGCUUCAAAGUGGAUGCUGUUUUGGGUACUGCACUGGUCAAUCUGUAUGCCAAGUGCGGAAAGAUAGAGACUGCUCUUUCUGUGUUUCACAGGAUAGAGGAUAGGGAUGUUGAAGCUUGGAACUCAAUAAUUUAUAGUCUUGGUGUACAUGGGUUUGGGAAUGAAGCUUUGGCACUUUUCUCAAGGAUGUUAGACUCGCAGAUGCCACCUGAUGAAGUAACAUUCCUCAGUGUUUUGAGUGCCUGUAGACAUUCAGGAUUUAUUGAAGAAGGGAGAAGAUUCUUUAACCUCAUGAGCCAAGUAUACAAUAUGACACCCAAAGUUGAACAUUAUGGAUGCUUGGUUGAUCUUCUCGGCCGUGCAGGUCUCUUGGAUGAAGCAAAAGAGUUGAUAGAGACAAUGGAGACAAAAUCAAGUGUUCCCAUGUGGGGAGCUCUACUUGGAGCUUGUAAUCGGCUUGGUAAUGUACAGAUGGGUGAAUAUGCCGCAAAACAUCUCAUAGAAUUGGAUCCCAAUGAUCCUAGCAGUUAUGUUGUUCUAUCUAAUAUGUACGCAGCGGCAGACAUGAAUGAGGACGCCAUUGAGGUAAGGAAGAGGAUGAAAAAUCUUGGAAUGGAAAAGAUCCCUGGCUGUAGCUUGAUUGAAGUGAAUGGCGUGAUUCAUGAAUUUCGUGUAAGCACCGACACUCUUGAAGAAACCAGUUAG